Oryza brachyantha (malo sina) is the source of this 809-nucleotide messenger RNA. RefSeq names its product E3 ubiquitin-protein ligase SINA-like 10. The annotation marks the transcript as partial. Gene Ontology annotation, molecular function: zinc ion binding. The transcript is spliced from 2 exons. The record is from RefSeq and is a predicted model, not a curated record. Lineage: Eukaryota; Viridiplantae; Streptophyta; Magnoliopsida; Poales; Poaceae.
UUCCACCGCCGCCGACGGCGACGAUGGAGAACACCGACCCCGUCGCCAAGAAGCUGCGGGUGGAGGAUUCGGCCAGUGUCACCAACGUGCGGGUCAAACAAGAAGCGGCCGAAGAUGCUCACGGCGGCGGGGAAGCAGCCACAACGACUGCGGCUGCUGCGGAGGUGGCCGCCGGAGUGGAGCUCGCCGUGAGGAUUGACGCCGCCGUGCUGCACUGCCCGCUCUGCUUGCUCCCGUUGAAGCCUCCAAUCUUUCAGUGCGGCGCCGGGCACUUGGCCUGCGGCGUCUGCCACGGCAAGCUCUCCGACGUCCACUGCCGGGCGUGCGGCGACGGCGGCGCAGCCUACGCCCACAACCCCGUGCUGGACGCCUUCGCCCGCUCGGCCAAGAUCUGCUGCCCCAACGACAAGUACGGCUGCGACAUCUACGUCACCUACUGCGAGGUCGCCGACCACCAGCGCGCGUGCCCGCACACGCCAUGCUCGUGCCCGGAGCCCGGCUGCGGUUUCCUCGGCGCGCCGCCGGCGCUGCUCGCCCACCUCACCGCCGACCACUCCUGGCCCGCGCAGGAGAUCACCUACCGCGCGGUCCACCCGCUCUGGGUGCCUGCGUCGGAGCGGCGCCGCCUGCUGUUCGUCCGAGGGGAUGGCGAUGAGCGCCGCGUCUUCCUCCUCGCCAUGGGCGCGCACGGCGCGGCGACCACCGUGUCCGUGUCGUGCGUGCGGGCGAACGCGGCGGCGGGGCCGCAGUACACGUGCAAGGUUUGGACGCAGGCGCCGGCGGACCCGGAGACGGGGUCCAAGGACACC